Messenger RNA from Mytilinidion resinicola, 1467 nucleotides. Its product is annotated as phosphoglycerate mutase-like protein. The transcript has 2 exons. Gene Ontology annotation, molecular function: phosphatase activity. Gene Ontology annotation, biological process: dephosphorylation. The record is from RefSeq and is a predicted model, not a curated record. The coding region runs from base 1 to 1467 and encodes 488 amino acids. Lineage: Eukaryota; Fungi; Ascomycota; Dothideomycetes; Mytilinidiales; Mytilinidiaceae.
AUGUUCUCCUCUACCUACCUUUGGCCAUUGCUACUCCUACCGCUCGCCGCAUCACAGUCUGCCACUGACUUAAGCUGGAACCCACCCAUUUCAUCCUGGAUCACCAAUUUGUCCGACAUCAUCAAUGGAACAGGCACGCACGGUUUCAUCUUCAACUCCUCCGAACUACCUAAAGGCACGGAAUAUGCCCGCACGUAUAAUUGGUGCAACAUGCCCCAUGUUAGGCUGGAAGACUAUCCGAUCGCCCCCCUCGAGUAUGAACUUGACUACGUUGAGGUGAUCCACCGUCACCACAAACGCACUCCCUAUGAGUCGAACCUGUUCCCCGAAGAAGUACCACCUUGGUCCUGCACCGAUACCGCCUUCUCAUACGCCUCCAAACCCACAGGCCCACAAGCCCACCAUCCAGCGGAUACAUCGUUGAAGACCGCCUACCACCACUCCUCCAAUCCCUUCAUAACCCCAGAAACCACCAAUUGGACGUGCCAAUUCCCGCAAAUCACGCAUGGAGGUCUCGAAGAUUCCUAUCAGCACGGCCGCGACCUCUACUCCGUAUACCACGACAAGCAUUCUUUCCUCCCCGACUUAAAUGACCAGCACGUCCAGUUCCGCGUUACAAACAAUCGGAUAACUAGCCAAGUAGCCGGAAUGGUUAUCGCAGGAAUGUACGGUUCCGACUCAAUGAAAGACCUCAGUGACUCUCCCAUAGUACCGCUUCACGUUCAGCCUUACCAAAUUGACAGCCUAGAGCCUGCCUACUCGUGCCCUGCCGCCGUAGGCCUCUAUUCCGCCUACGCGGUCGGUAGCAAUAACACAGCUUGGCUCUCCCACCUCUCGGCUGCGAAGCCGUUCUUUACAACUCUCGACGCCGCCUCGAAAAUUGAAGCGAACAACACCGAUUGGCAUGUUUCAUUCGACCACUACUUCGACAACCUCUCCGCGCGCCAAUGCCACGGCCUCCCCCUACCCCCCGGAAUUUCCCAAAAAACAGCGAAUGCAGUAUACCGCCUUGGGCAACACGAAUACAGCCUCAUCUAUCGCGCGCUUGAACCUAGCUUGAGAUUCUCGACCGGCAGUUACGGCGUCUGGCUCGCGGAGUUGGCGGAUAAUAUUGAGAAGCGGUGGCACGGAAAGAGCAAAGUGAGGUUCAGACAUAACGUGGGGCAUGAUGGGUCGAUUAGUAGGCUGUUGUCAUUUCUGCAGGUUGAAACUAUGGUUUGGCCUGGGAUGGGCGCCGAACUGGUGUUUGAGGUUUACAAAUUAGGGAGUAAGGAGAGCGAGGACGUAAGGAACGGGGGUGACGGGAAGAGGUGGGUGAGGGUUCUAUGGGGCGGCCAAGUGCUGGUUAGCUCAAAUCCAGUCCUGGGGAAGAUGCACCUGAUGGAAGCGGAGGUGUUUUUGGAUUACAUCUACGCUAUCACAGGAAAAAAGGCGGAGAAGGUGAAGGACUUCUGCAAUUCUACGUAA